Molecule: messenger RNA, 936 nt
Organism: Trypanosoma theileri
Lineage: Eukaryota; Euglenozoa; Kinetoplastea; Trypanosomatida; Trypanosomatidae
Exons: 1
Coding region: 1-936 (311 amino acids)
Source: RefSeq, a predicted model, not a curated record
AUGAUGCGCUACGUGCUGUGUAUCCUCGCUCUCCUGCUCUCAUGUGCGUGUGUGCACGUCCUCGCUGAAGAAGUGCCUGCCGCCGAUCUUUCCGACCAAGUCCCUGAUACGGAGAGUGAGACAAAGAUUCUUCUUCCUUGUCUUGCUGGUAGUGAACCUACUGCUGAAAAACCAUGUGUACGUGCCCCUCCUGAUGAUAACAAUGGGUUGAAAGUUAAUCAGGAAAAAAAACAAUGUGAAACACAUGGUAAAGAAGGAGAGAAACAAAACUGUGAAACACAAGCCCAAGAUCAACAUAUAGGCGAAGACGACGACGAAGAAGAAGAGGAAGAAGUGGUUCAAGAAGAAGAAGACCCUAAUAACACUACACCACAAACCAUAAAAGACAAGGAAAGUGGAGGUGCUCCUGCGGAACCUGGGACACCGUCCAAAGACCAAAUUGAGGUAACUUCACCUCAACAGGUUGAUGGACAAGUUCUUAAGGGUCCCAAAGGUGACUCAAGUAAACCUGGUGGAAGUGAAGUCCCUUCUCCAUCUGGUGAGGCACCUAGUGGUCCGACUGCAAUUGACGGUCAACGUGAAAACAGCGACAAGGCGGCAGGUGGAAUCCCACCAAACGUGGAGAGUGCAGGAGAACAGCCUUCUUCUACCAGAACAGAGACGGAGAGUGCUACUGGUACUGUCACUUCAACCGCGAAUGGCGCUACAACUGCAGCGAGUGAGUCAGCGAAGGAACCUGACAGUACAGCCAGUGAUGAGGAAUCAACAAAUAACACAACACCCACCAUCACCACCACCACCACAACAACACUUCCUCCUGGACUCACAAACAACAAGAAGAGUGAUGCAGACAGCAGCAGCAGUAUCAGCAGUUCUGUGUGGGUGCGUGUUCCACUACUGAUUGUGGUUACACUGUCCUGUAUUGUUGUGUGCUAA